This is a messenger RNA of Pocillopora verrucosa, 1676 nucleotides long. Its product is annotated as Golgi SNAP receptor complex member 1-like. Gene Ontology annotation, cellular component: cis-Golgi network; SNARE complex; Golgi membrane. Lineage: Eukaryota; Metazoa; Cnidaria; Anthozoa; Scleractinia; Pocilloporidae. Gene Ontology annotation, biological process: endoplasmic reticulum to Golgi vesicle-mediated transport; vesicle fusion. The record is from RefSeq and is a predicted model, not a curated record. Gene Ontology annotation, molecular function: SNAP receptor activity.
GUAGUUAUGUUCGAUGAUGCAGAAAACAUGGCUUCCUCAAUCACUCCAACUAGAUGGGAAGAAUUGAGGAAGAAAGCGCGACAGCUUGAAAACGAAAUAGAUUUGAAACUUGUCUCCUUCAGCAAAUUAGGAACAAACUACAGUCAGCGUGAUGGCUAUAAAGAGAGUUCGGAUACAUCGCCGCUUUUAAACAGUUCAUCGAGUGAACGACUUUUUGAAACUAUGGGACUGGAAAUUGAACAACUUUUAUCCAAGUUGACAGAAGUCAAUGACUCAAUGGCUGAAUAUACUGCUGGCUUCAACUUGGGCCAACCUAAUGCCACACAGCUCCACACAUUACAGAGACAUAGGGAUAUUCUACAGGGUUACUCACAUGAAUUUUCAAAAACAAAGGCUAAUAUCCAGGCUUUCAGAGACAGAGAAGAUUUAUUGGGAUCUGUCCACAGAGAUAUCAAUGCAUACAAGACUGGCAUGAACAGAAGAACAGAUCUCUACCUAAAAGAAAAUGAACAUAUUAGAAAUUCAGAUCGACUGGCAGAUGACGUGAUAGGUGUUGCAUUGGCCACCAAAGAAAAUCUUCAGAGUCAAAGAGGUGUUCUUCAUGGUGUCACCAGCCGAUUAAGUGCUGUCACUACUCGUUUUCCUGCUCUUAAUAGUUUAAUUCAGCGUAUAAAUGUCAGGAAAAGACGAGAUUCUAUUAUACUGGCUAGUGUUAUCUCCAUAUGCAUCAUUCUAAUGCUCAUUUAUGCCCUCGGAUGAAUACUUAUCAGUGCUAUGGAUUCGAUUUGCAAUGAUCUGAAGCUAUGUCUGAUAUGAACAACAACCCCUAUAUCCUAGCUGAUUUUGAUUAAUUUAUGGCAACACGAAUGAUGAAACUUGGAUUAGUGGGGUGUGUGAUCAUCCCAACAUAUUAUCAUCAUUGUAUGCCUGCGUUCCAACAAGAAUUGAAAGAAAGAAAGAAAUUUAAGUGGCAAGAACCAACAAAGAUGAACUUCACAAAAAGGGAAAUGCAAUCAGGGUAUUAUUGCCCUCAUUAUUGUCAUCAGCAAGCUACAUAAGUAGCACAUUUUUCAACUGAAUGUCAAAAGUAAUCAGGGAUUGCACUGGUUUUGCUUUACUUUGCUCUGUUAUUGGUCUAGAAAACUUGAGCCAUUCUCUCAACCACCAGAUGCACAACAAAUUCCUGCUCUUAAUUCAGUUUGGUUUUACUUUGAGUUCUCAUUGGCUCUUAAAGGUGUUUACCUUUCCUCUGAUUGGUGGUUGUGAUUACUACAGUUUUGGUUUUUUAACACUAAAUUUUAAAGGGCUCAAUAGUGUACCACUUGAAUGAUUGAUAAAGGACUCGCAAAUACUGUUUGUGACUCAUUUGGUUCAUAUGUGAAGAAAAGAUGAUAACAAACAUUUUCUGGUUGAUCAUGCUGUGUGUAAGAGGGUAUUUGAGUUGGGAGAUAAGAAAAACUUAACAAUUACUUGUAACACAGAGUUAAGGUGUGGAGGCUGUUUUAACUGACAGUAUAAAUUGUGGCAAUCAAAACUAUUGUAUAAUGAAUGAAGGGCACUAGGUCAAUAAGGCACUCAAAUUGUGUACUAGUGGUGUAAAGUGACAUGGCAUCAUAACUUAUCAAAUUUCCACUCAUACAGUAGUUGUAAAUAAUUCAAUAAAUAACAGUGAGAUA